AUGCUGGAUAUUCUGUUGACAUGUACUGCGAUAGCAGCAUACAUGUUGGACGGCGGUCGUAUUUCUGUCGGUUGUUUUCUGCUCACUAUUGUUUGCUUGGCAAAGCAUGAUGCAUCGUCGUCGGUGUCUGAUGUUAAGCGCGGUGAGGAUGAAGGGGUGAAAAGCACCGAAAAAAAAACAUGUUGCGGAGGUAGUAACGGACAAUGCUGUUCGUCAAAGAAAGGAUCAAAAGGGGGCUGCUGUGGUGGCGCAUGUUCCUCCAAGAAGUCGAAAACUGUGAGUGUAAAACCUAGCGCUACCAUCGAAUCAAAUAAUCUUGCCACAGAUUUCACAGAGGCUUUCAAAAGCCCUAAUGCGUCAAAAUCCGGUCCUAUGAAGAAAAGAAUGCCAAGGAUCAUUUCUAAAACCGGCAAGGGCAGUGGAAUUAAGGCGGCUAAGAACCAGCAAAGUUUUUUCAAGAAAGCGCUCACUAUUUCAAAAGGAAAACUCAUUGGAUCACAGAUAUAUAUCUUUUACAGUUCCCUCCAAGGAGCAGCUGAAAGAUCAGCGAAGCUUCUGAGUGGUGUUUUAUCUGAGAUCAAGGACUUGAAGCACAGCCCAGUCAUUCUUAACAUUGACGAAUUAGCGGAUUUUGAUGACUAUUUCGUUAAUGUUCCAACCGAGAACUCGUUAUACUUUUUGGUUUUGCCCUCUUACGAAACUGAUUCUCCAAUCGAUUACUUUUUACAAACGUUGGAGGAGAAUGCAGAAGAUUUUAGAGUCGACAAGUACCCUCUUAGAAAGUUGGUGGGUUAUUCUGUUUUGGGUCUCGGUGACUUUGAAACUUGGCCUGAAAAGUUCUGUUAUCAAGCCAAGACUGCUGACUGUUUGAUGGCAAAACUGGGAGGCCGCAGAGUAUUCCCUGUUGGUGAAGCAUGCAUGAAGUAUGAUGGAGAUGCUAAAAUCACCCGGUGGGCACAACUACUAGCUAAAACUUUGCAGGAUGAUGAGCCUAUACUAUACGAGUACAAUGAGACCUUCGACGACGACGAAGUAGCAGAAAUCAACCAAAAGGAAACUUUGGGAGAUCUUGAGGAUUUCGGAAAGUUGUCGGAACUUCCGAACACUGGUGAGAUGAAAAAGAUGAUUUCGAAAGAUAGUCCCACUUACAAAAAUCUGACAAAGCAAGGCUAUACUGUGGUAGGUUCUCAUUCUGGUGUCAAAAUUUGCAGAUGGACAAAGAGCGAUUUAAGAGGAAGAGGCUCGUGUUACAAGCACUCUUUGUUUAACAUCGUUUCUAGUAGGUGUAUGGAGCUUACGCCGUCUUUGGCUUGUUCUUCAAAGUGUGUUUUCUGCUGGAGGCACGGUACCAACCCAGUAUCUAAAAAUUGGAGGUGGGAGGUUGAUGACCCCGAAUACAUCUUGGAGAACGCCUUGCAAGGACAUUACUCGAAGAUCAAGCAAUUGAGAGGUGUCCCUGGUGUCAUUGCUGAGAGAUUUGCCAAAGCUUUUGAAGUCAGACAUUGUGCCCUUUCCUUAGUGGGUGAACCUAUAAUGUACCCUUUCAUCAGCCGGUUCGUUGAGCUUCUUCAUGAAAAAGGCAUUUCCAGUUUUCUUGUGUGCAAUGCUCAACAUCCAGAACCUCUAAGAGAUCUAGGGAAAGUAACUCAACUGUACGUUUCAAUUGACGCGCCUACGAAAAUGGAACUGAAAAAGGUUGACAGACCUCUAUAUCGUGAUUUUUGGGAAAGGAUGCUGGAAUGCUUGGAAAUUUUGAAAACAACUCAAUCGCAUCAGCGUACUGUUUUCCGGCUCACCUUGGUGAAGGGCUUUAACAUGACAGAGGUUAAGGCUUACGCAGAUUUGGUCGAAAAGGGAAAGCCAUGUUUUAUCGAGGUAAAGGGAGCAACGUUUUGUGGGUCUUCUGACGGUAAUGGUAAUCCUUUAACCAUGCAAAACAUACCUUUCUAUGAAGAAUGUACAAAUUUUGUGAAGGCACUCUCGUCCGAGUUGCAGCAACGAGGUUUGGGUUACGACGUGGCUGCGGAACACGCUCAUUCUAAUUGUAUUUUGAUUGCCAAUACGAUAUUCAGAAUCGAUGGAAAGUGGCAUACACACAUCGAUUUCGAUAAAUUUUUUGAGCUACUCAAGUCUGGAGGCACUUUUAGUCACUUAGACUACAUCAAGGAGACACCAGAAUGGGCUCUAUUCGGGAAUGGCGGGUUUGCUCCAGGGAAUACUCGAUUUUAUAGGAAAGGCAAGAAACCAGCACAAGAUAUCAAAACUGAAGCCGUAAAGGUGGCAGAAGUAAGUGCUUAA
Molecule: messenger RNA, 2298 nt
Organism: Lachancea mirantina
Lineage: Eukaryota; Fungi; Ascomycota; Saccharomycetes; Saccharomycetales; Saccharomycetaceae
Source: the annotation of a GenBank genome assembly